AGGUGAAGACGUGAAGUACAGUUGCAGGGGGUUUAGUUUUAAAAUUUUUAAUUCAAUCGUAAGCCUUGAAUUUGUUUAAAGGGAUGGGCUGUGUUUUAGUUUGAUUAAGUUUAUUCAUAUGGGCUGGAUAUAUCAUAUAUGGGCUGGGUUAUAAGUAUAACAGGGCUACAUUUUAUUUUCACCUGGGCUGGGCUAUUUAACACAUAUAUAUACUCAAUGGACUACAAAAUUUUGACCCGGGCUGGAGCCAACCCCGGCCCAGCCCACGGUCCGCCCCUGUCCGCUUGGAUUCCACCUCCCCAGCUGCUUGCUGUAGAGCGCCGAUCCAACAGUGUUCAAGUUAAGGCCGCCGCUGAUUCCAUCACCGAGAGCAGCGACGAUGAAUCCUUCGUGUCGAAAUUCAAGGACACUCUGGUGCUUGCUUUACUCUUUGGCCUUUGGAUCCUUUUCAACAUUUACUUCAACAUCUAUAACAAACAGGUACUCAAAGUGUUCCCAUAUCCAGCGACUGUAACCGCAGCUCAGUUUGCUGUGGGAACAGUGUUUGUUAUUCUCAUGUGGACAUCCAAUCUUUACAAGCGUCCUAAAAUUACAGGCGCACAGCUUGUUGCAAUUCUUCCACUGGCUGUGGUGCACGCAUUAGGCAACCUUUUCACUAAUAUGAGCCUAGGGAAAGUGUCUGUCUCGUUUACUCAUACGAUCAAGGCCAUGGAGCCUUUUUUCUCGGUUCUCUUAUCAGCCAUGUUUCUUGGGGAGGUGCCGAAUAUAUGGAUAAUUUCUUCGCUUAUACCAAUUGUAGGGGGAGUAGGACUGGCAUCAAUGACCGAGGCCUCUUUCAACUGGGCAGGAUUCUGGAGUGCCAUGGCUUCUAAUUUGACUAAUCAGUCUCGAAAUGUCCUUAGCAAGAAGUUAAUGGUUAAGAAAGAGGAAUCGAUGGACAAUAUUACUCUGUUUUCGGUGAUAACAAUCAUGUCCUUUAUUUUGUCUGCCCCUGUUUCCAUUUUCAUGGAAGGAGUUAAAUUCACCCCUUCAUUCCUGCAGUCUGCUGGAUUGAAUGUUAACCAAGUUUAUACUUGGUCAUUUAUUGCUGCGCUCUGCUACCAUGCAUACCAACAGGUUUCGUAUAUGAUAUUGCAGAGAGUAUCUCCAGUCACCCACUCUGUAGGAAACUGUGUGAAACGUGUUGUGGUGAUUGUCACGUCUGUUCUUUUCUUCCGCACACCUGUUUCACCUAUUAACUCUCUUGGAACCGGAGUGGCACUUGCUGGAGUCUUUCUGUAUUCAAGAGUAACCUCUACUAAGCCAAAGACGGUAUAAAAUCCACACAGACAAAGACGUUCACAUUGCAGCCAAAGAUAUAUUGAAGUCCUUAUUGCAGGAAAAUUUUGCUUAUUACAGUUGGUAGGCGGUGAGAAAAGACUAUGAAGAAUUUAGGUAUGUUCUCUGCAGGCUCUGUUUGUUACAUCCCGUCCUGCUAAUUCUUGUUAUGCUAGUUCAUGUUCUUUGGUUAUCGAGGAGCAGCUCUUUGUCAAAUAGGGUCAUUAUCAGUGCAAGUCUGCAAGAUGUAUUGUACACAAUUUUGGAAAAAUUUAGUGUUUUGAGGAAA
This is a messenger RNA of Daucus carota subsp. sativus, 1606 nucleotides long. Its product is annotated as phosphoenolpyruvate/phosphate translocator 2, chloroplastic-like. Gene Ontology annotation, cellular component: membrane; Golgi apparatus. NCBI's taxonomy places the organism in Eukaryota, Viridiplantae, Streptophyta, Magnoliopsida, Apiales, Apiaceae. The record is from RefSeq and is a predicted model, not a curated record. The transcript is spliced from 9 exons. Gene Ontology annotation, molecular function: antiporter activity. Gene Ontology annotation, biological process: transmembrane transport. The coding region runs from base 139 to 1317 and encodes 392 amino acids.